Clunio marinus is the source of this 1680-nucleotide messenger RNA. The record is from the annotation of a GenBank genome assembly. NCBI's taxonomy places the organism in Eukaryota, Metazoa, Arthropoda, Insecta, Diptera, Chironomidae.
AGCUCACAAACCGUGAAAUUUAAAAGUUUCGUUCUCGUGUCUAUCAUUGUUAUGGCUACUGGAACGUUCAAUACAAGAUCAAAAAUAUGGACUGGUGACGUUGGUGCUUAUAGAUAUCCACUUGACGUUUAUCUUGGUGAAAAAUUACUCGAAGCUUUAGACGAAACACCCGAAAGAAUUUUGCAAAUUAAUCAUGAGGAGAACAGCAAAUUGACGUGCAAAGACGCAAAACUGUCUAGCAUUCGAGUCGCUCAAAAUUUACAGCGAUUGAGUAUCAAACCUGAUGACGUCAUCGGUUUUAUCUGUCGAAAUUCUGGCAACGUUAUACCGCUUAUCUUUGGAUGUCUUCUGAUAGGAGUUCCCGUGAAUCCACUUCAUGUUUCGUAUACAAAAGAUAAAAUUAAACACAUGUUUGGAUUAACGCGACCGAAACUUGUAUUCUGUGAUCACGAUUUAUUUGAGACGACAAAAGAAGCGCUUCAUGAAAUUAAAAACAAUGCAAUGAUUUUCACACUUUUAAAGAAAAUUCCAGUUGUUCCGUAUGUUAAUGAACUUCUUGUGCCGACGGGUAGCGAAUAUCAUUUCAAGCCGUUAAAGUUUGACAAGCGAGCUUCAGAGAAGCUUGUCGCAAUUGUAUGUUCAUCAGAGACAACAGGUCCAGCCAAAGGGGUUUGCAUGCCACACACAACGAUUCUACAAUUCGCACAUUACAAUUGUAAAAGCAUCAAAACGUUUGUGUCUCUUAAUUUCAGUUCAAUUUAUUCGGGAACGGGUUUAAUUGGCAUUUAUUUAGCGCCUUUUCGAACAGGCGAAACACGCAUAUCAACAAUUCAACCAUUCAAUUCUGAACUUUGUGUUAAAUUAAUUGAGCAAUAUCGUGUGACGGUAAUUGUUCUGCCGCCAGUUCACUUAAAUUCAUUGUUAAAUUCUCCCGCAUCUCGAACUGGAGAUUUUUCCAGUCUCAUCAUGUUUUCUUGUACUGGCGCUGUUGUGAGUGAAUCACUCCGAUCAAAAUUUAAAACAACGUUUCCUGACAAACCACUUUUGAUAUCUUACGGUACGACUGAAAUAUUUAUUGCUGCAUUAUGUCCCGGCCAGAGUUCUGAAGCUUUAAAAGUUGGAAAAACUUAUUCAAAUAUUCAAGUGAAAGUUAUUGACGAUGAAGGAAAUCCUUUAGAUUUGGGUGAAGUUGGUGAGGUUUGUGCGAAGCCUGAAUUCAAAUUUCAAGGAUAUUACAACAAUCCAGAAACGACACAACAAUCAAUUGAUAGAGAUGGAUUUUUAAAGACUGGUGACGUAGGAUAUUUAGAUAAAGACGGUUGCAUUUAUAUUUUAGACAGAAAUAAUGACAUCUUCAAAUUUAAAGAUCAUUUAAUAACUCCAUCGGAAAUAGAAAACAUUAUUGAGUCGAUUGAAGGUGUUGAACUUGUCUCAGUUGUUGGUAUUCCAGAUUCAAAAGCAACGAAUCUUCCAGCAGCUCUUAUUCAAAAACGACCUGGUUUCGAUAGUUUAACUGAACAUGAUAUUACAUCAGCUGUUGCUGAAAAGCUGCCAUAUCCUAAGCAUCUUUAUGGUGGAGUUUAUUUUGGAGAAAUCCCAACAAGUCUCAAUGGAAAGAUUUUGAGAAGAAAAGUUAGAGAAACUUUGAUUUUGAAGCAUCAAGAACGAUAUAAAGCUUAA